CUGCGGGCCGUGCGUUGCAGAUGUGCGGUGAGUGCUUCGGCUGUGUUCGUCUCUGGUUGCGUGAGGUUGAGGCGUUUGUGCUCCGAGAUUGCGUGGAGUGACUGGCAGCGCCUGCUGUGGUGUCUGCGCGAUGGGUGAUGGGUGAUGACGACGUGGGGUCGUCCUUCGUGUCGCGCGUGGCCGCGGGGAGGGGGACUGUGCUCGGAGCGGCCCCGAGGCCCUCGGGAGUGCGGCUGCGGCAGUCUGGACUCGUGCACAGCGCGGGACCCGAAAGUUGUGUUUGUCUGCGUGGUUGGUGAUGCGCGGAGCGUGGGGCUCUUCCUGCUCCAGAGAGGAACCAUCCAGAGCCAUGAUGCCACCUCCCCAUCAUCUGUGUGCCGCUUGCUUAAGCUAAUGCUCCUUUGGGAGGAAUCAAGCUAACUCUUGGCAUGAGGCCCCUGCAUUCCUGCGGUUGAGAGGGGCACAACCAUGGCUUCUCUGGAUGACCCAGGGGAAGUGAGGGAGGGCUUCCUCUGCCCUCUGUGCCUGAAGGAUCUUCAGUCUUUCUAUCAGCUUCAUUCACAUUAUGAGGAAGAGCACUCCGGGGAAGACCGUGAUGUCAAAGGGCAAAUUAAAAGUCUUGUCCAGAAAGCUAAGAAAGCAAAGAACAAGUUGUUGAAACGAGAAGGAGAUGAUCGAGCAGACUCAGGGACCCAAGGAUAUGAAUCUUUCAGCUAUGGAGGUGUUGAUCCUUACAUGUGGGAACCCCAGGAACUUGGUGUUGUGAGAAGCCAUCUUUCUGACUUCAAAAAACAUCGAGCUGCAAGAAUUGACCACUACGUUGUUGAAGUCAAUAAAUUAAUAAUCAGGUUAGAGAAGCUCACUGCAUUUGACAGAACGAAUACCGAGUCUGCGAAGAUUCGAGCAAUAGAAAAGUCUGUGGUACCUUGGGUCAACGACCAGGAUGUCCCUUUCUGUCCAGACUGUGGUAAUAAGUUCAGCAUCCGUAACCGCCGCCACCACUGCCGCCUCUGUGGGUCUAUCAUGUGCAAGAAGUGUAUGGAGCUCAUCAGCCUGCCUUUGGCAAAUAAGCUCACCAGUGCCAGCAAGGACUCUCUGAGCACCCAUACCAGCCCCAGCCAGUCACCUAACAGUGUUCAUGGCUCCCGACGGGGCAGCAUCAGCAGUGUGAGCAGUGUUAGCUCAGUCCUGGACGAGAAGGACGAUGACCGGAUCCGCUGCUGCACGCAUUGCAAGGACACACUACUCAAGAGAGAGCAGCAGAUUGAUGAGAAGGAACACACGCCUGACAUUGUGAAGCUUUAUGAGAAAUUACGACUUUGCAUGGAGCAAGUUGACCAGAAAGCUCCCGAAUACAUCAGGAUGGCAGCAUCAUUAAAUGCCGGGGAGACGACCUACAGUCUAGAACAUGCCAAUGACCUCCGAGUGGAAGUACAGAAAGUGUAUGAGCUCAUAGACAUUCUAAGUAAGAAGAUCUUAACCCUGGGCUUGAACCAGGACCCUCCACCACAUCCAAACACUUUGAGACUACAGAGGAUGAUCAGAUACUCAGCUACGCUUUUUGUGCAGGAAAAGUUGCUGGGUUUGAUGUCACUGCCAACCAAAGAACAGUUUGAGGAACUGAAAAAGAAGAGGAAGCAGGACCUGGAACAGAAGAGGAUCAUGGAGAGACAGGCUGUCCUGGAGUCUCAGAGAAGGCUUGAAGAAAGGCAGAGUGGCCUGGCAUCUCGUGCAGCCAAUGGGGAAGUGGCAUCUCUCCACAGGGGACCUGCCCCCUUGAGAAAGGCUGAGGGUUGGCUCCCACUGUCAGGAGGUCAGGGACAGAGUGAAGACCCUGACCCGCUCCUCCAGCAGAUCCACAACAUCACAUCAUUCAUCAGGCAGGCCAAGGCCGCGGGCCGUGUGGAUGAGGUGCGCAUGCUGCAGGAGAACCUGCGGCAGCUGCAGGAUGAAUAUGACCAGCAGCAGACUGAGAAGGCCAUUGAGCUGUCUCGGAGGCAGGCAGAGGAAGAGGACCUGCAGAGGGAACAGCUGCAGAUGCUUCGGGAGCGGGAGCAGGAACGAGAACACCAACAGUUCCGGGUGGCAUCGCUCCAUACUCGGACUCGGUCUCUGGACUUCCGAGAAAUUGCACCCUUCCAACUGGACCCUAGCCGAGGGCCUCGCACCCACCUUGCCUAUGCUUUGGAUCUGGACUCCUCCCCAGUUCAAGGAAGCACAACUCCCAAGACUCCUUCACCCGGCUUGGCUCAAGCACCUGUCCAGAUAUGGUCUGGGCCCUUGGCCCUUGGCCAGGAAUUCCUCCCCCAGCGUACUAUGUCACAACAAAAUGACAUGCCUUCCCUAAACCCAUUUGUAGAGGAAGACCUCUGCAGCCCCAUGGAUGAGGGUGCUGCCAGCCCUCGUGCUGCUGGGGCAUCCCUCAGCCCUCCAACUGCCACCCUCAAGGAGUACAAUCCUUUUGAGGAAGAGGAAGAGGAGGAGGUGGCAGUGACAGGGAAUCCCUUCACUGACCCAGACAGUCCAGCGCCCAACCCCUUUGAUGAGGAAGAUGACCGUUCCCACCCGAGGCCUGUCAGCCCUCCUGUCCCUAGAAACCCCUUUGAGGAAUACACUGGCACCAACCCCUUCGAGGUGGAUGGCAGCAGUGACCCUGAGGCCGAAGAGCCCAUUGAGGAGGAGCUACUCCUCCAGCAGAUCGACAACAUCAAGGCCUACAUCUUUGAUGCCAAGCAGUGUGGCCGUCUGGAUGAGGUGGAAGUGCUGACUGAGAAUCUGCGGGAGCUGAAGUGCACCCUGGCCAAGCAGAAGGGGGGCCCUGUCUGACCAGUGAGGGGCAGAGGCCUGGCCAUGACCUGGGGAACAGGAGGGGGGGGUGGCAAUGGGGAAGAAGGCAGGGUGGACAGGUGGAUGCACACAGGUUAGGGGUACUUGUGCACUUGGGACAUUUCCACUACAGUUGAAUAAUACAGUGCAACUAGGGCAGGAAGAAUCAGCAUUCAUUUGCUGGUUUUCCUGCUUUUUAAAUUAGGGGUUUUCCCCUUUUAAAGGGACUUUACAUUUUUAUUGCUGAGCUAUAACUCAGUACACUCUGAUGGGGCAGGGCAGAAAUGGCUGCUUAGUCUUGGUCAUGAUGCAGUAUUAUAGGACAGCCUUUGACAGGGCCCUUCCUGUAGCCAAGUUGGGCAGGAUGGAUUCCAUUGAGCUGUCUGCUCUGGCAGAAGUCUAUCCCCAGCAGGCUGUGGGUUCCCUUUCACCAACUGCUCCUCUGCUCACAGGGGAGGGUGGUGCUGCUGUGAGGAGGGGAGUUUGGACCCGGGAGGGCCCAGCACUUCUUUAUGGAGGAGGUUGGGAGGGAGGGUCGUUUUGCCAGCGUCUGUUUCCCUCUCAGUUUAAGGAAGUUAAGCUUCCAGGGGUGUCAGUCUGAAAUGGAUCAUGAGCUUUUUAAGAAUAAGAAUGGUAACUUUUUGGUAGAUGUUAGCAUUGCUUGGGAGAAGUUUCCACUCAGGCAUGGCUCUAAUGGAACAACUGUCCAGGGAAAAACCUCCUUCCAGGUCUUUUGACUCUCCUCUGGACCUCUUCUAGGGCUCAGCAUGUAAUUAGGAAUUGCUGAUCAGGAAGCUUCUGUGGAACAUCAUCAGGAGAGAAGAUAAAAUAACUUGGAAGGCUUUCCGAUUAGCCUUCUUCCUUUUAAGUUCAUCCUGACUUGGGGCACUGAUGAGAGGUUAUCUUACCCCUUUUGGUAUUAAGAUACUAAAGUGUUUGCGGAGGCACGGCCCAGGAUAUCUCCAGUAGCCCCUCAGUACUUGAACUCUUCAGUUAAGGGCAGAAAGGGAAGUUUUUCAUGUAGCUCUGGUGCUUUGGUUUACAGAGCCCUGGAUGGACAGCUGACAUCGAUAUCCAGGUAUGUUUAGCUCUAGGUAGAGUUUCUGCAAUUAUGCUUGUUAAUGAGCAGUAACUGACCACUAGUCACUUUAUCCCCCUUAACUAACUGUGCCCUACGUCCAUCCAUUACUGGUGUGAGAGCUCAGCUUCAUUUACUACAUUCUGGCGAAGAUUCCUGUUGACAAUUGGAAUGGAGAAACUGGGUGUAAAGAGCUACAUCUGUGUCAACUCUGGUCACAUUUCUUUAGCGCCUGUUUUUGGCGAAGGAAAGUCCUGCAUAGGGGUGUGGGAAUGGGGAGUGGGUGGAGGUAUGAAGAACUCUGCAUUUGGGUUCUGCUUUCAAACAUGGGACUGUGAGUGCUUUACCAGCGUCAGCCAGUUGCCAGCCCUGCUGGCAUCAUCAGCUGUUCUGGGAAGUGGGAAGCCAGGUGUGUAAGAUGUUGCCUGGAGCAGGCCUCUUUCUGAGACCCAGGCCCUAGAGGCUGUUACUGAAGUUUCAGGCCCAGCCAGCCUGUACCUCCCUGCUUAGAUUGUCAUUUCUCUCUGCCCCAAAGAAGCAAAAUGCCGUUUCCCAUCAUCAUUGUUUUUCUUAUGAGAACCGGUGACCUCAGUUAGGACUGAUUCACUAACUGUGCUCCUUCCCUGAAACCAACCCCAGGUAACAAUCUGUAACUAAGAGCAUUGAGAAAUGCGUAAGAAGUGCUUUUAAAAACCCAGUUCACUGGAUAUACUAAACCAAACUAAAAACAUCCUUUGGGCUUUAGUGAAUUCUGUGAGAAAGGACGGGAGAGAACUCUCUACUUUCUUGCUGCACCACUUCACAGAAUUCAUGCAGGCUCAAGGUUGGAUUGCAGAGACCAGGUGACAGUAAAGAAAAGUUGGCCUGUGAGUUGUAACCCCAACUUCAACUUCUUACCUCAUGUGAAUAUUCACCCUUCCUGCAGUCCUUCAGACAGCGCCUUCUCAUCAACAAGUGAGCAAGUUCUUGAUAUACUGUUGGCAGAUCUACCUAGAAAUAGGUCAUGGUCAUACACAGAAGAGACUUUGGGAUGCAGGCAUCACAUAAAUCUGGUUUUUCCUUGUAGACCUCGUUUGUAUUUCCUGUCUAAUACACUAAGGACACUUACUCGUUGCACUUGCCACUGUGUCUUUACUGUUCAGAUACUAAAAUGUACUUCAGUCAUCAUGAGCCAUGCAGACAUUGGCAUAGUUAGGUGAUGGGACUCAGAUUGAGAAGCUGGUUUCUUUACCAGGUCAUGGACUGGAGUAUGUUGUGCUGUCAUCUGACAGUGACGGUCAGCCUGAGGGUCAUUGAUGUGCAUACACUGCUCUGGGGCCUUGUAUUGGAACUUUUUUCUAAAAAAUAAA
This is a messenger RNA of Castor canadensis (American beaver), 5253 nucleotides long. RefSeq names its product rabenosyn, RAB effector (gene Rbsn). The record is from RefSeq and is a predicted model, not a curated record. NCBI's taxonomy places the organism in Eukaryota, Metazoa, Chordata, Mammalia, Rodentia, Castoridae. Gene Ontology annotation, molecular function: metal ion binding.